Didymodactylos carnosus is the source of this 432-nucleotide messenger RNA. The record is from the annotation of a GenBank genome assembly. Lineage: Eukaryota; Metazoa; Rotifera; Eurotatoria; Philodinida; Philodinidae.
AUGCCUUGCCUUAGGGUCGACAUGCAGGGCAGUGCCGAAGUAUUCACCCUCAAUCUCUGCCUGUGCAGAACAAAAGCUUGUUUUGCUAACUUGCAACGCAGAGCAUCAUCUGGCAGUACUUUGAAUGCUGAUGCAACAAUCUCGUAUAACACCGGCUGUGAUUCUAAUUGCCAAGCGCAAUUUACAAAUACAACCCGUACAAUACCGGUUACCAUUGUAGAUUCAACUGGUACACAACAGAGCACAACUUUAACUUAUAAUGGUGCUACUGAUACCACUCAAGUAGGUGAAGGUCCGCCUACAAAGUCUGCACAAAUUGGAUUGGGUAUAGGAAUUACUUUUAGUGCACUUAUAAUUGUUGGUGAAAUUGCAUUUUUCACAUUUUACUAUCGCAAUCCCGUAUCUAGAAGUACAGACUAUCAUAUGAAUUAG